AUGUCCAUCCAUCCAUCCAUCCAUCCCAUCCGCCCCGUCCAUCACCUUCUCACCUUCUCACCUCACCGCACCACACCGCACCACACGCGCAUUCAGCCGCACCACCUCCCUCCAAUCGACCAUCCACACGGGCAGCGCACUCGCGCGCCCCCUGCCUCUAUCCCUGACCCCGUCCCCGUCCCCGUCCCUGCCCCUAUCCUUGUCCCUGCCCCUGCCCUUGCCGACCCCAACGCCAUCCCCAACAUCACCAUCAACAUCAACAUCAACAUCAACAUCAACCCCAACCCCAGUCCCGACCCCGGCACCCGAUCCCGCCGCCAUACGUACAUACACAUACAUACGCAAAUAUAG
Aplosporella prunicola CBS 121167 is the source of this 351-nucleotide messenger RNA. RefSeq lists its product as uncharacterized. The record is from RefSeq and is a predicted model, not a curated record. NCBI's taxonomy places the organism in Eukaryota, Fungi, Ascomycota, Dothideomycetes, Botryosphaeriales, Aplosporellaceae. The coding region runs from base 1 to 351 and encodes 116 amino acids. The transcript has a single exon.